Molecule: messenger RNA, 522 nt
Organism: Brassica napus (rape)
Lineage: Eukaryota; Viridiplantae; Streptophyta; Magnoliopsida; Brassicales; Brassicaceae
Product: ATP-dependent DNA helicase PIF1-like
Exons: 1
Coding region: 1-522 (173 amino acids)
Source: RefSeq, a predicted model, not a curated record
AUGGUUUAUACUCAGGAGUAUUUGAAUAGCAUUAAAGUUUCAGGAUUGCCUAAUCAUGUUCUGAAACUAAAGAUUGGUACUCCUAUAAUGUUGCUUCGAAAUAUUGAUCCUAUCGGUGGUUUGUGUAAUGGAACAAGACUGUUGGUGACUCAAAUUGCCAAACAUGUUAUCCAAGCUAGACUUAUAACAGGAAAUAAUGUUGGUGAGAAAGUCCUCAUACCAAGAAUGUUUGUUUCUCCUCCUGAAGCAAGAUUCCCGUUUAGAAUGAGACGUAGACAGUUCCCUAUUGCUGUUGCUUUUGCAAUGACAAUAAAUAAAAGUCAAGGCCAGACUUUGCAAAGAGUUGGAUUGUUUUUGCCAAAACCAGUUUUCUCACAUGGUCAGUUGUAUGUUGCUGUUUCCAGGGUAACGUCAAGAGAUGGAUUAAGAAUUUUGAUCACAGAUGAGAAGGGAAUACCACAGAAAAAGACCUUAAAUGUCGUUUAUAAGGAGAUCUUUCAAAGUGUUGAAUUGUCAGACUGA